Messenger RNA from Xenopus tropicalis (tropical clawed frog), 2464 nucleotides. It is a transcript of the gene krt7, whose product is annotated as keratin 7. The record is from RefSeq and is a predicted model, not a curated record. Gene Ontology annotation, molecular function: structural molecule activity. The coding region runs from base 96 to 1667 and encodes 523 amino acids. NCBI's taxonomy places the organism in Eukaryota, Metazoa, Chordata, Amphibia, Anura, Pipidae. The transcript is spliced from 9 exons. Gene Ontology annotation, cellular component: intermediate filament; keratin filament.
CAUAAGCACUGGAUCUGUCUCUCAGACCAUCAGCAGCAGCCUUGCACCUCUCCUGCACUCUCCUGCACUACUACUCCAACCUCUCACUGAGCACCAUGGCUUUCUCCAGCAGCAGACAAACCAGCUUCAGUACCCGCUCCGCAGUGCCCGCUGCCAGCUUCAGCCAAAUGCGCAUCAGCUCCACUCGCUCCUCCAGCGGAGGCGCAGGGCUCGGCCGGGCAGGGGGAAGCUUCAGCAGCUCCAGUCUGUCCAACAUCGGUGGCGGCGUCAGAAAGAGCGUCUCUUACGGCGUUAGCAGCGGCCGCUCCGGUGGCGCAGGAUUCGGUGGCGCUGGGUUCGGUGGCGCAGGAUUCGGUGGCGCAGGAUUCGGUGGCGCUGGGUUCGGUGGUGGAGUAGCUUAUUCCGGACCUGGGAUCCAGGAGGUGACAAUCAACCAGAGCCUGCUUGCCCCUCUGAACCUAGAGAUUGAUCCCACCAUUCAGCAUGUCAGACAGGAGGAGAGAGAACAGAUCAAGACCCUGAACAACAAGUUUGCGUCUUUCAUUGAUAAGGUCAGGUUCCUGGAACAACAAAACAAGGUUCUGGAGACCAAAUGGGAACUCCUUCAGAACCAGAAAUCCGCCAAAGCCAGCAACGUUGGCCCCUUGUUUGAUGCUUACAUUGCCAACCUGAGAAGGCAGCUGGAUGGUUUGACUGGCGAUAAGGGCAAACUGGAGGGAGAACUGAGGAACAUGCAGGAUUUGGUUGAGGACUUCAAGAACAAGUAUGAAGAUGAGAUCAACAAGCGCACUUCCGCUGAAAAUGAAUUUGUUGUUCUGAAGAAGGAUGUGGAUGCUGCCUACAUGAACAAAGUAGAGCUGGAGGCCAAGAUGGAGGCUCUGACAGAUGAGAUCAACUUCCUGAGGGCCCUGUAUGAAGCUGAACUCCGUGAGCUGCAGGAACAGAUCUCUGACACUUCAGUCGUCUUGUCUAUGGACAACAACAGAGCUCUGGACAUGGACAGCAUCAUUGCCGAAGUCAAGGCUCAGUAUGAAGACAUUGCCAACAAGAGCCGUGCCAAUGCAGAGGCUGUGUACCAGAACAAGUUCCAGGAACUGCAGGCCACCGCUGGGCGACAUGGUGAUGACUUGCGCACCACCAAGACUGAGAUUUCUGAACUGAACCGUGCUAUGCAAAGACUGCAGGCUGAGAUUGAGAGCGUAAAGGCUCAGAGAGCUAAGCUUGAGGCACAGAUCGCAGAGGCCGAGGAACGUGGAGAGCUGGCAUUGAAGGAUGCCAGGACCAAGCUGGCUGAGCUGGAGGCUGCUCUGCAGAAGGCCAAGCAGGACAUGGCUCGCCAACUGCGCGAAUACCAGGAACUGAUGAAUGUGAAACUGGCCCUUGAUAUUGAGAUCGCCACCUACAGGAAACUGCUGGAAGGAGAAGAGACCAGAAUUUCUGAAGGACCUGGACCAGUCAGUGUAUCUGUGGUGAACUCAACCUCCAGCAGCAUGGGCGGCAGCAGCAGUGGAUACGGUGCUGGAUAUGGUUCUGGAUUCGGUGCUGGCGGCUCUUUCUCAUCUGGAGGCUUUGGAAGCAGCUCCACCAAGUUCGGCAGCGGUGGAAGCUCCGGCGUUAAAUCCUACUCCGUGACAACAUCUUCCUCCAGCAGAAGCUUUAGACAAUAAGAUGUGCAGCAGCAGAAAAAAGGUGUCCCCUGUGUAUUGAUGGUAGGAGCAUUAGCCAUAGCCCUCAAAUAAUUCAAACAGGCUCUGUUUACAAUGUGUUGGUGUUGGUAAGGGUAUUAACUUAGUGGGUUAUACCCCUUAUACCUAUAUCUUGGUGGCACCUUUCCAAGUGUGUAGUCUAGCACCCGCAUUUUGUUGUUUGUUAUUAUCUGGAGGAUAUGGCUGUUUGCAGAAAUCUUGAAAGCAGUUCCCUAUUCCUGUCUACAAGUGCCUACUUGCAUCUUUCUCCUUCACUGCUCCCCCUUCUACCAGUGGGACUGGCUCUAAUCGUAUGCUGAAUCUAGGUGUCCUAUUCGCCAUAAGUCUGGGCACGUUUUUACAGUAUCGACCGCUGCAAGUUGUAUUGCUCAGUUCACAAUGGAAAUCUCAUGCCUGUAUUAAAACAAAUACAUAAAAAAUUAGCAGUAUUUCUGGGCAGAUAUCUUUGUGUUUGUUUUGUUUUCCCAUAGAAGAGGCUUGAUAGGUAACAAAAGAGAUAUACGGUGCUAACAUAUAACGUAAAACAAAUUCUAGUAAGUCUCUGAUGUAAAUCUGGCAGCUUAGAUGGGAAAACAAAGAACAGUGAUUCCUUAAUGUUUGUUUGCAGUUGUAAAACACCCAGUAUAUGGAACAAUUCUGUUUUAGUUACCACUCUUUUAGAUAUGGUCUGUGUUUGUGGUGGAAAUCUGAAUUCUGUGGGAGGGAUUUUAUGUCUGGUGAGAAACACAAGCAACUCCAAUAAAAAUUCCUUCAAUCUA